AUGCUGGAGGACCUAAAGAGGAAGGCAGCUGCAGAGUCAUCUUUGCAAAACAACUCUCCGCACUCUGCCAAAAGGCUACACCAGAUGGCUCCAGCACAGAGCGUGUUUGCUCAUGAUGGCUUAGGUCGACGUCUCUUUCACAACCCCAAAUACAGCGACUUGACGAUUGUCUGUCGUUCUGAGUCGUUUGCAGUCCAUCGGUGUAUUGUCUGUCCCCGGUCUGACUUCAUUGCUGCAGCGUGUGAUAGUCAGUUCCAGGAAGCAUCUUCAAGGAGAAUUGAGCUGAAUGAUGAGGACCCCCAAAUGGUAAAGCGGAUGCUCGAAUACCUCUACACACUCGAUUACGGAGUUGAGUCCAUCGAUGGGUGUCUUUCUCAGAUGUCAGCUGGAGGUGUGGGAGGCAAUGCCCCUGAGACCGGCCCCAACAGCAAUCCACUUCCACCAGCGGCGCCUCAGGACUCGCUCGUCUUUCACAUACACAUGUAUUUGCUCGCCGACCGGCUGCUCAUCGCGGGUCUGAAAUCACUUGCAGGAAAGAAGCUGAGUGAAAAAUUGCGGCAGCGUCUCGAUCAAGGAUCUUUUUGUCAAGCUGUGGCUGAAAUCUACAAGUUGGCCCCACAACACGAUCCCUAUCUCAGGAGCCUCGUUGUUCAGAUAACACUGGAUCGCCUGACGGAGUUGAGGAAGGGUAAUGGAGCUGGUUCGGCGAUUUUACCGAACAGUCUUCUCGUGGAAGUUCCAAAGUUCGCCUGCGAUCUCUCUGUCAACAUGAUGAACAAGUGUGUUUCUGAAUGGGAGAAGAACGAGCCGUGCUAUAAGAAUUGGACCAAAAAUGUUCCUGCGGCUGCAAAUACGAAUACCCCGAACAAGGGUGGUAACGCGGCCAGAAAAAGCAUGACGAACGCACCCACGCAGAGAGGACAAUUCGGAAGGCAGUGA
Rasamsonia emersonii CBS 393.64 is the source of this 939-nucleotide messenger RNA. RefSeq lists its product as uncharacterized. The transcript is spliced from 2 exons. The coding region runs from base 1 to 939 and encodes 312 amino acids. The record is from RefSeq and is a predicted model, not a curated record. Gene Ontology annotation, molecular function: protein binding. NCBI's taxonomy places the organism in Eukaryota, Fungi, Ascomycota, Eurotiomycetes, Eurotiales, Trichocomaceae.